Gamsiella multidivaricata is the source of this 3907-nucleotide messenger RNA. RefSeq names its product fungal-specific transcription factor domain-containing protein. The record is from RefSeq and is a predicted model, not a curated record. The transcript has 5 exons. Gene Ontology annotation, biological process: DNA-templated transcription. Lineage: Eukaryota; Fungi; Mortierellomycota; Mortierellomycetes; Mortierellales; Mortierellaceae. Bases 341 to 3781 code for a protein of 1146 amino acids. Gene Ontology annotation, molecular function: DNA binding; zinc ion binding.
CGAGUAGAUAAAUAAGUGAAUGGAGUGAAUGAGUCAACGAGUGAAUAAAGGGAUAAAUGGGGCCCUUACUGCACCAGACCUGCGUUUGUUGAAAACGUUCUCGCCCAAGGUUUUUCUGCUCACGGCACCCGCGGAAAACUUUGUGUUAUCUUUCUUUUCGCCCUGGGCUUUGAUAAAAAGGAAAUGAAAGACAAUUCAAUUUCUUUAUUCGUAGAAACCCAAAAGGUGAUGGACACUGACCAAUUUCCUUUUGUAACAUUGUAACAUCGCACUUGGAUGACCAUAGACAAAAUGUGACCAGGCCAGACCAACGUGUGGCCCGUGUCUCUAUGCAGGACUUAUGGAAUGCACUUUCUUACUCGGGAAGACUCCGGCAUCAAAGCGCAAGAAACCGCAUUCAGAGGUAGAGAUCCUGGAAGCCCGUCUGGAAACAAUCGAAUCCACAUAUUCAGAACGACUGAGUCAGAUGGAGUCUCUGCUGAGCAAAGUCAUGCCUACACCAGGCAAUGGACAGAAUCCUAGCAACGACAACGGCGAAGGCUCCUCAACCUCCGCAGCCAAAGCUGCAGCUGCAGCGGUGGCAGCAAGUCGGGCGAUGAAGGAUAUGGGGAUCAACACCAAUAUCGGGCUUGAAAUGUCCUCGAAUGAUGACGGGUGGAUGGACAUCAACUCGCCUCAAGAAAUCCCCGGAGGCCGCUUCGACACACAAUGGGAUCGCAGCUUUAUGAAUACAAGCACAUCUACGUCUGUGGACCCAUCAGCGACACCAACCAUGUCAAAUAUGAAAGGGGGCUCAUCGAUAUCGGGAACUCCACGGCUACCGUUUUUGAAGGAGGAGUCAGAAGGUAACCCUCUAUUUACACCGGAGUUCCAGUCUACGAGGUCCGCAAAAUCGCCUGCGUCGUCUUUUGCAGCAUCAUAUACCUCAACAGUCGAUCAUAUGCAGGAGGAGAGCGAUGGGGAUGAUGAAAGCGAUUUGGGCGAGCUCGCCGCAACCAUGGACAAGCUUAGGGUCUUUGAUGCGUCUGUUUACUUUGGCAAGGGAUCGAUGCUCUUCACCUCAACAGAUCAGAAUCAAUUUUGGGAUGAGGAGAUCUCAUUUGAUGUGCACGAUGCCCAUAAUGUCGCUAUUCCGCCGGAUGCAUUUGUGAUUCCACCGAUCAAGGUCAUUGACGCUCUUUUCGACAUCUAUUACCAGCACUACUAUGUGUUCCUGCCAAUGAUUCAGAAAACGACUCUGCUCCAAGCGUUAGAGGAUCGAUUUGAGCCGCAGAGUAUAUUUUUGUUAAACAGCGUCUUCAUGGCGGCAGCAUUAACAGGAGACUGCACCCAUCCAUCCUGCUUCACCAACCCAAACGACCCAAAGACGCUGGCAACGCCCUUCUUUGAGCGUGCACGGACAGUUCUGGACUACUGUAUCGGCAUCCCUAGACUCUCUACCGUGCAAGGACUAAUCAUGCUGUCACGAUAUCCAAGGAUCUCUGGAUUGGGUCACAGCUACAUGCAGCAGGCGAUCCUGAUGGCUUCUGAUCUGGGUCUUCACCGGAAAUGCGAUCGCUGGAUUCCGGAUAAGCAAGUACAGGAGGCCAGGAAACGGGUCUUUUGGUGUGUCUAUGGCGCGGACAGCUCGACCUCCUGUGUCACAGGACGAAGGCCCAUGAUUGACGACACGGAAAUUGAUGUGCCAAUGCUGGUACCGACGGAGGGCGACAGUGAGGCAGAGACGAUUCAGACGCUGUUCCUGGUAUGGAUAUGCAGGCUAUGGCGUAUCUUUAGGAACAUCAAGCGAUAUGUGUUCAAUGCGGCCGAAGUCCAGGAUAUGGUGCCGGGAAGUCUUCCAAAGAGCUACGAGCAGCAGUUAAUUCAGUGGCAACUUCAGCUUCCGGCAGCAUUGCGGUUCAGCUUCGAUAUGAAGGCGGAUAAUCCACGAACCAUGUACAAUUCCCGAGCCGGCAUUGUACAAAUGUUGUACGAAUCCGCACUGAUCCUCCUGCAUAAACCCUACCUCACCUCAUCCGAACAUCUCAAACGCUCGCCUUACCGGUCUCAGGACAUUUGCAUCAAGGCCGCGACCAAGAUCACCGAUAUUGCCAAAGUGAUAGCCCAGACCUACUGCAAAGCCUUUGAGCUGACGAGUGCAGGCGAGUACGCGUUAUUGAACGCGGUCCGAAUCCAUGCUAUGUUCUUGAAAUCGACCGACACCAAAGUUGCAGAAGCCGCUCAGAUGAACUUUGAUUACAUCAUGCGGUUCUUCCGCGAGUUCUAUUCCUCACCACGGGCUAAUUGCGACGAACAAAGCAUCAACUGUGUGCUUUCGUUUUUUGAUGAGUUUAUGCACACCGUCAAGGGACUCUCUCGUUCGAGCGUUCAUGUCUGUGCGGGCGCGAUCAAGAGCCUGGCGAUUGCAAAACGGAGCAGGAUCCCGACUGGCAGAGGUGGGGCCUAUAGCGCAGCCGCCAUCGCAGCAGCAUCAGCAGCAGCAUCUGGGAGCUAUGGGCAGGAUACGCAUGGAGAAUUGAGUGCGGACGAUCAUCGCAACAUUAGUCGACUGGUCAAGAUUGGUCGUGAGGAACGCGCGAAGGCGCGUAGCAGCUCUGUGACCUCGCCUCCACCACUGUCGAUGCGGGACACUCCACGGAAACGACACAGCCAUACGCAACAUGAGGGGCAACAGCGACUCAAUCCUGGACAGUAUUUUCAGCAGCAGCAACAGCAGCAACAGCAACAGCAGCAGGAUUCAAUCGGGUCUCCGGCCUCGUUUCAGGAUACUGCAUCAAACCAUUCGAGGGAUAAUGCUGGGUAUUAUAACCCAGGAAAGUUGCAGAAGGUGUCGCAGUACAUUGGACCGUUCGGCGGGCCUCAGGUCAUGGAGAGUUUGAAGCAGUUUCAGACAACGGCGGCGAUCUUGAGCCAGCCUCCUGUUACGGGUAUGGAGAUACAGACGACGAAUGUCCUGUCAUCCACUGGAGAGAUUUACCAGCCGUUCUCGCAGCAACCCAUGACGAUGACGAUGCAACAACAAGCCCAGCAGCAACAGCAGGCUCAGCAGCAGCAGUUCAAUAUUCAGAACGCACAGCAGCAGCAGCAGCAGCAGCAACAGCAGGUGUUUAACCAGCUAGGACAACAGACCGGACUAUAUGACUCGUUCAAUCCAACAUUUUGGGGAGACAUGAACGCCAUGGCCAUUGGUUCAAGCACCAGCUUCUUGUUAGAUCCGCAGCUCAUGAACAACAACAAUUCCAAUACCUCUAAUGUCCUAUCCCCUGCAACCAACGUUGCAACCGCCACGGCUACCUCCACAGAUAUCAACACCGCCACCACCAACAACAAUAAUGCUAAUGGACUUUUGAAUGGAUUCCUGAACAAUGGCAUGUAUACCAACGCCGCUGGGAGCAUGUACAACACCCCAACACCCCAACAGCAACAGCAGCAGCAGCAUAUGACCGGCAGUGCCACCGAUACCUCUGGAAUCUUCAUGCCUUUGAAGAUGGAACCGACGGACGGUACAGGUCCCGGAGGUCCGAUAGAUGAGGAACUCAGUGCGGAUCAGGUGCAGGCGCUUUUGGAGCAGACCCUUGCGGCCGCGAACAAUACCCGUACCAACAACAACCCCAACAACCAUCUGAACAGUGGUAAUAAUGGUAAUAACAACAAUGGCGGCGGUAACAAUUAUCAGCAACAGCAGCAGCAACAGCAGCAGGCCUUCCGACAUCAGCUCAUGCCGAAUUUGACAGGACUCCAGGAUGACUUUCAUUCGACCAACUGGCCUGGCAUGAUGUGAGUAAGGACAACGACGAGAUAUAAAAAAAAGCAGCAUAGACUGAUGCAUUGUACCAUAGAACGAACGAACCCCAACGCGCCAUAAACGAUUAUUCUUGGUCUGCCACUCUGUGUCCCAGUUUAAUAC